Molecule: messenger RNA, 648 nt
Organism: Alternaria conjuncta
Lineage: Eukaryota; Fungi; Ascomycota; Dothideomycetes; Pleosporales; Pleosporaceae
Exons: 3
Coding region: 1-648 (215 amino acids)
Source: RefSeq, a predicted model, not a curated record
AUGUCAAAUCAGAACCCGGAUUCGACAAAUGUCCGAGAGGGGCGCCCAGAAUGGCAGGAGGAAGGUUUCAGUUCUCGUCGGGAAUGGCAAGACUGGCUAAACGAGUCCGAAGCCACCGAUAAUGCAUACGACGCCCAGGUGGAGGAGCCGCCGCUUGAUGACAGCGAAGAGGAUGAGGGCUUCGACGAGGAGUUUGUUAGCGAGCAAGACUCAGAAGACGAAGACGACGACGACGAGGAAUCGGAAGGCGGUGAGCCUAGAAAAUACGUCGAGCCCGAAGACGACAGCAGCGCCGACGAUCGUUCCGAGGCUGCAGACAACGGCGAGCCUGGAGUAGACGACACUGUGCUCACCUCUAUUUACGGCUUCGCGCACGACAAGAACAAAGACUAUGCCCUCGUUGAGCAGUCAGCUCGUGGAGCUCUCAACGCUAUCACCAUAGCCCUUCAAGACAUCAUCAACAGGAGCCAGGCGCGACAAGGUGACCCAGAGAGCCUCGCGAAAGAGAUCCAGAACGCCUUUGCCACGACUUUGCCUACGAUAGCAGUGCUUCCCAAGGGGAAGGCGCCGACAGCGACUAUGAAGAGGAUGUUCAAGACAUUACAACGCCGCCACGCCGAAUCAAGCGACCCGGGCACCAGUAACUAG